CACCAAAGCCACUGCAAGCACCAACACUACAACCAGAAAAACAAGCAUGCGCAUCCAGAACUUAUAAUACAACAAGAACCUGCACAACAGCUACAACAUACAAAGCCAGAGCCACAACAAAAAAUACCACAACAGCCUCUGGUACUUGGGAUACAACAAGAACUACAAAAACAGCAAGAACAACUAACACCAACACCAACACAUCAAGAAGAAAUACCACAAUAUCCUCCGGCACUUGAGAUUCAAGAAGUAAUACCACAAGAGCAAGAACAACCAAUACCAGCACCACAACAAGAAAUACCACAAUAUCCUUUGACACUUGGGAUACAAGAAGAACUACCACAAGAGCAAGAACAACCAAUACCAGCGCCACAACAAGAAAUACCACAAAAUCUUUUGGCACUUGAGAUACAAGAACAACUACCACAACAGCACGAACAACCAAUACCAGAACCACAACGUGAAAUACCACAGCAUCCUUUGGCACUUGGGAUACAAGAAGAACUACCACAACAGCAUGAACAACCAAUACCAGAACCACAACGUGAAAUAAAACAACAUAACGAGGUCGAGAUAGUAGUUGAAAAUGUACAUUUUCCUGCAGAGCCUCAACAUGAAUCCCAAUUGUAUGGGCAAAAUUAUGACAGAGAUACGAUGGUCCAUAUUGGUAAUCAGAUUUAUUGCCGACAAACUAUCAUUUUUGAAGUUCAAGGCAACAGACGAUCCGCAACAUCAAUAGCACGUCGAAUGAUUGACGGCGUAUUUCGACCUAAGAAAAUAACUCGACUGAACUGCACAUUAACUGGACAACGAAUUGAAAUAGAAUUUAUUUGGAAUGAU
Aphidius gifuensis is the source of this 840-nucleotide messenger RNA. RefSeq lists its product as uncharacterized. The transcript has 2 exons. Lineage: Eukaryota; Metazoa; Arthropoda; Insecta; Hymenoptera; Braconidae. The record is from RefSeq and is a predicted model, not a curated record. The annotation marks the transcript as partial.